CGGCGACAAUAAUGUUCCUUCUUUUUUGGGCGACAUUGUUAUCCAAGACGUUGACGUGGGAGACUCGAUCCCCGUGUUGAGCAAUCCCAAGCUCUGUGACAUGUCGGUCGACGGCGACAUGAACAUUCAACUCGACAUUGAGUAUACCGGCGGCGUCCGUCUUGAAGCAGCAACGGUCGCUACCAUUUCCGUCGAGGCGUGGAACGACAUUGUCAAACCCAUCCAAGUCCCCCUGGUCGUGGCGGUCCGCAUCAAGCGCUUUAGUGCCCGCCUCCUCCUCAAAGUCAAACCCUACUGGGAAACCAACCGCAUCUGGAUGGGCGUAUUAAGGGAUCCCGACCUUGUCCUCGAACUCGAAGUCGAGCCCAUCAUUUCCAACAAACUCGUCAAACUCCAUCUCGUCAACCAAGUCAUUGAGCGCCGCAUCAAGGAAGCCCUCGAAGAGUUUGUCAUGCUGCCCAAUAUGGAAGAUGUCUCGUUUUGGCCUUCAGGUGGAAUGGGCGGCAUGUUUUGGGGGGGCGCAGAAGAGGGGGAUGACUGUGCACAGGAAUCGGAAGCCUCGGAUUCCGAUGCACACGACUCUGGGGAUGAAGGCGUUGAUGCCGACAUUGACGAUUUAGACCUGGAUGACGCUCGUCUGGUCCCCCCAAGGUCCUCUACGAGUAUACAACCGGUGCCUGCGGCUUUAUUUGCGGGUGAAGCCGUUGAGAGCACUCUUCGGAUUCGAAAACCGGAUGUCAACCGGAACCGUAGAGUGUACGAGUCCCUAUUGAAAUCUCAGCAACAACAGCAACAACAACAACAGCAACAGCAACAGCAACAGCAACAAGUCUUUUCGGAAGGUGAAGUCUCUGAUGCGUCUACCACAAGUAGUAGUGGCAUGGCCGAUCCUGUCGUUAUCGCAAAUGGACGAUCGCAGGUAUCGGCCGUCCCAACCGCUCCGUCGUCGCAGCCGCCACCGCCGUCCGACGCCAUCAAUACUACCACGACCGUCCCCUCACAACAACCACCGCCACCAGCAGAACAAGAAGCAGAACCACCAGCACCAGCACCAGCACCACCACCACCACCAGCACCCACCACACCAUGGUACUAUGAAACCCUCGGGUCAGCAGCAGACUACCUCGGCCAAGUCGCCCGCCACUACGGACUAGACGACACGGCCCGCUCCCUUGCCCAAUCCGCAACCGAAUACGCUACACCCACCGUGAAAACCGCCACUGAAACGGCUGAAUACUGCCGGAUGACGCUGAUGGAUAUGGCUAAAUACUAUGGAACAUUGACUGCCGAAUACUUUAAUCUCAAGCCUGACGCUGUUGUAGAUGAAGCAGCGUCGCCAUCAUCCUCCACAUCAUCACCAUCAUCAUCCGCAUCAGCAUCAUCAUCACCACCAUCAGGAGGAGGAGGAGGGGCGGAAGCGACCAUGACGACACCGAGACCUCCAUCAACGGUGUUUGAAAUGAUGGGUGUAAGCAUCUCUACAAGUCCACCUACACCUGUUCCUGCCCCCCGUCGCAAACGGGCCAUAUCGCAUGGUUCAAGCCUUUCCCAACAACCGACAUCAAACACCCUCACCCCAUCUCCCCCCGCUUGUCCUCCUCCUCCGCCUCCUCCUCCUCCUCGUCCACCCUCACCGAAUAAAGAACCGACACCACUAGUACCAGGUGCCACAUCCUAUUGCGCAACAUACCGCCGCGCCCAUCACGCACGUCUCCCCCCUCCAGUUGCCGUCACCCGAGCCCGAAGCAUGCCCAUCCUCUCGCCGAAUCGCGCUCACACAUCUCCUACCAUCCCAUCGUUUGAAUCGAGGAUCAGUCAUGGGAGAGUUCGAAGACAUACCGUUCCGAAAGACUGGCCACCGCUUCCCAAGACGGUAUUAGAGUAUGAUGAUGAGGAGGAUGGGUUAAAGGGGUUUGAAGAGGCUUUUGAGAGGGGGGUUUUGAAAGAGUUUUGGGAGUGGGGUUCGGGAUGAUGUUACUUUUUACUUUUUUUUUUUUUUUCAAGAGUAUAUAUUAUUUU
Molecule: messenger RNA, 2019 nt
Organism: Spizellomyces punctatus DAOM BR117
Lineage: Eukaryota; Fungi; Chytridiomycota; Chytridiomycetes; Spizellomycetales; Spizellomycetaceae
Exons: 1
Coding region: 101-1972 (623 amino acids)
Biological process (GO): phospholipid transport
Cellular component (GO): endoplasmic reticulum; ERMES complex
Molecular function (GO): lipid binding
Source: RefSeq, a predicted model, not a curated record